Seriola aureovittata is the source of this 1085-nucleotide messenger RNA. RefSeq lists its product as uncharacterized. The transcript is spliced from 4 exons. Lineage: Eukaryota; Metazoa; Chordata; Actinopteri; Carangiformes; Carangidae. Bases 4 to 993 code for a protein of 329 amino acids. The record is from RefSeq and is a predicted model, not a curated record.
UGCAUGGUUGAGUUUCUGGGUCAGCCGGAGGACCACCAGCUCCGUGCUGGGAUAUAUACCCAGUACUAUUUCAGUGAGGAGGAGGCUGCUGGCAUCCCAACAUGGAGGCUGAUGACGCCAGAAGAAUAUACAGCUGCCAACAAUGUCAAACCAGAAGAGCGGCACACCUUCAUUGCACUGCCCAGCUCUCUGGAUGACCUGGUUAAUAUCUACCCAGAAAGGGAGGCAGCUGAAUUUGAGGACCGGAGGGCUUUUGUAGACUUCAUGAAAAUGUUGCUGCAUCUUGAUGGGGAUCAGAGAAUCUCUCCCUGUCAAGCUCUACAGCAAUCGUUCAUCACAAUGACCCACCUGACAGGGUACAUCGAGAACAGAGCCUAUCUGACCACCUCCCAAAUUAUGAUGAGCAUCUGCCCAAUGGAGGACUCAAACAGGGUAAACACUUGUGGCUCCAAAGGUGAGGCCACCAGGUCAUUUGAUGGAACCAAAGCCACUGUCUCCUAUGACGAUGGUCCCUUCACUGGGUCAUCUGAUGGGGUUCCAGUCGCUUCCUCCAAUGAAGAAGAUCCACCUGUUUGGUAUUCUGAUGGAGAACUAUAUUCUCUCACAAAUGAUGAAGAUCCAGAUGCCUGGAUUUCUGAUGGAGAACUAUAUUCUCUCGCGCAUGAUGAAGAUCCAGCUGCCUGGAUUUCUGAUGGAGAACUACAUUCUCUUGCACAUGAUGAAGAUCCAGCUGCCUGGUCUUCUGAUGGAGGACUAGAUUCCCUCUCACGUGAUGAAGAUCCUGCUGCCUGGUCUUCUGAUGGAGGACUAGAUUCCCUCGCACGUGAUGAAGAUCCUGCUGCCUGCUCUUCCAAUGGAGCAAAGCCAACAGACUCCACUGCAACAGCCUCAUCCUCCUCUGGUCAUCCCAAAAAAUUGCUGCAGAGGAUUAGCAGAUUUUUCAGUCGAAUCACAGCUCCCUUUUCCUGCUGGGGUUCAGUUGUGGAGGACUGAUUUCUUAUUCAUAAUUUCUGACUUUUGAUGAUUUACUUUGUGUCUUGUCAUUUUACUUACAUUUUGUAAAUACAGUUGACUGAUUGAUUGCA